Messenger RNA from Phaeodactylum tricornutum CCAP 1055/1, 877 nucleotides. RefSeq lists its product with no specific name. The transcript has a single exon. Bases 92 to 736 code for a protein of 214 amino acids. The record is from RefSeq and is a predicted model, not a curated record. NCBI's taxonomy places the organism in Eukaryota, Bacillariophyta, Bacillariophyceae, Surirellales, Neidiaceae.
CACCAAACGAAACACUUGCCACAAGCUCCCUUGUUUUGUGAAUGUAAAGUCUCGAUCGUUUUUGCUAUUUCGAUUACACGCGAAUAACGGCAUGUCCGAAGACGAAGAUAAACAUGUCUUGGCACCUUUUUUAACGUCGCGUCUACCACAGCUCGGCUUGGAUUACGAAACUUACGGGCCUUACGUCUUACCACUCCUAACCGACGAAGAAGUGGACGAAGACGAAUGGGAAAGUGUGGUGGAACUGUUACAGGCUAGCUCCGAGAGUCAUGGUGACGACGAACAGGCCUGGAAAGACUUGCGUGUACAGAUCGAAGAGGCUUGGCGAAACCAUAAAUUGGCGUUGGACGAGCAAGAAGCCGAGUUUAAGCAAAAUCAAGCGACGAGGCUGCAGGAAGAAAUUGAACGCGAACGGGAGAUUGCGGUGGAAGCUGCCUUGAUGGAGAAAGAUCGGAAGGAGAAGCCGGCUGUAGUCGAGCAAGAUGCUGCACGAAAAGCGUUGGUGGCGCGAUUUGCUUACGAUAUUCCUGACGAAGAUGAUGCGGACAAUGAAGGCGUUCUCAGCAACAAAGAAGUGGCGGCUCAAGCUAAAUUGGAGCAGACUCAAGGGCUGCGGCAGCAAAAGGUUACGACUAAAAGAGAGGAACAGCAGAAGACUGCGAAAGCAAGAGUUGACAAGGCCAACGCCAAAGAAGAGCGUAGGGCACGAGCGACCAAAGGAGAGCGGAAAAGAUGACUUUUUGAUAGUGAAAUUUGAACCUUAGAAAUUGUAGAGUGAGAAAAGACUUUGCCAUUUCAAUUUUGAAGAGUUCCGACAAAAGAACCAACAGCAGCUGCAAAUUUGAACGUCCAUGGCUUGACAGUGAGCUUAUUUACU